Pseudo-nitzschia multistriata is the source of this 2895-nucleotide messenger RNA. The record is from the annotation of a GenBank genome assembly. Lineage: Eukaryota; Bacillariophyta; Bacillariophyceae; Bacillariales; Bacillariaceae.
CAGCAUCAGAACUACAGUCUUGGUGAAUCUAUCAUCUAUGUGUAUCAAGCAUACGCAACCAAUCACACCACUGAACUAGCAACAAAGGAACAAAAAUAUAAGACCCUUUUCACGAGCGGUAGGAAGGGAAGACAAGGUUUCCCCAGAGGACAAGGGUCUAGUGAGCUGAAUAUCCUUGACUCGAGAGAUCGCAAAAUUUAAACGAAAAUAGAAACGGGACUCUCAAAGACUGUUAGCUGGCAUCUCCUACGCAACUAACAAGAUGACCACUCGAAUAACAGUAACUCGGUCGCAGACCCAAGAGGAAAGCGUAGACGAAAUAACACUAAAUCGGUCGACCCAAGAGGAAAGCGCAGACGAAAUAGAUACAAAGAAUACGACAACCACUACCAUCACGGAAGAGCCACCGGCGGAGUCACCCGAAGCCGAUGAAGGGAGCGAAGCCGACAACGUGUGCGAUGCCGAUGCCGAGAAAGAACCCGAAACAGAAAUUGAAGUCGGAACUACCARCGGUGACGACGACCACGGGCAAGAGGCGGAAAUGCAGGCAGAGCCCAAGGAGAAAUCCGAAAAGCCUGCUUACAUUCCUGGGAUGUUUGUGAUAAACAACACAGAAACGGCAGCCGAGGAGGAGGAGAAGAAAAGCGAGACAUCACCCGACGACGUAGGUGGAGAAGCAAAGUCACCCGCCGAAGAAGGCGGAGAAGCAAAGACGGACUCGGGGGUUGAAACACCCAAUGUUCGAAAGGUACGUACAUGAACAAACAUUCAAAGUUCGCGGCUAUGGAUGACAAUAGCUGUACGACUGAUGAAGUGAAAUCAAACAAGAAAAAGGUGAAGGGUAUGCCUCGGAAAGCGAAUAAAACUCAUUCUGUUUCACAACUGCACUAUAACAUUCUCUUCUGCAACACAACUUGCCAAUACACGUACUUGGACCACAAAUAAAUUCAAUGAAUCCUUUCACCUCAUGGAACAUAGGAGCAACUCCUUUUCAAUCAGUUGUUCAGCACGCGACGACCGAAAGAUGGUUGGGCAGGGUUGGGAAGUGGCAUCAAAAGCGUAACAAAAGGGACCGUUGCGGGUAUAGCAUCUCUUAUUGCACAGCCGAUGGUUGGUGCGAAACAAGGUGGCGUUGCUGGAUUUUUUACUGGGCUGGCUACGGGUGUUGCCUCGUGUGUGGCCCUGCCUGCCACCGGUGUCUGCGUGGGAGCCUACCAGGUGGGCAGAGGAGUUUAUAAUUCAGCGGAGGCGAUCAGUUCAUCGAACAAGGGCAUGGUAUGGGACGAGAAAAAAAGAGAAUGGUAUCACUACAAUCUAGAUGAUGAUGUUAGAGAGGUAGAAGAGCUCGCAGAAGAACGCAAAAGGAAAGGAGAACAGACCGGAUUCAACUCAGCUGACGGGCCAGAACGCACCGUAAAAGAUCGAACCUAUUAUGAUCUUAUGGGCGUACCAACGAAUGCAUCUCAGGGAGAAAUCAAAAAGGCCUACUACGUWAAGGCGAGAAAGUGCCACCCCGACAAAAACCCAGGAGAUCCUACUGCCGCCAAUCGAUUCCAAGAGCUGGGCCACGCCUAUCAGGUACUUGCCAAUGAUCAAAGCAGAGCUGCAUAUGACAGAGAUGGAUUGAGCAUUAACGACGACAAGAACCAGAAACUGCACAUGAGCGAUAUCGAUCCAUACAUAUUUUUCGCUGUCAUGUUUGGCGCCGAUUCUGUCAAACCAUAUAUUGGAGAACUGUGGAUUGCAGACAAGGCCGAAAUGUUUCUGAAAGACUCAAAAAUGGCGCAGGAACUAGCUACCACCAUGCAACAACAAAAUCAAGGGGACGAAGCUAACGCAGCAGCGGAAGCUGRAAAAACACCCGAUGUUUUUCAAGCACAGAGAGAAGAACGGGUGCGCCUUAUGAUGGAAGAAGACGAAUUCUUGCAACGAAGGCGAAAGGUUACGAUUGCAACCAACAUGAGGAAAAGAAUAGAGCCCUACAUCACCGGAGACGAAGAGGAAGACAACGAAGAGCAAUUCGUCUUGUCGUGCCAAGCGGAAGCAGCCCAAAUCUGCAAAUCUGCCUUUGGCCAUGUUUUUUGCAGUGCGAUCGGAAGAGCUCUGGAACUCGAAGCAACCGAAUUCGUCGGAUUUGCAAAGAGUCCCGUGAUUGGUAGCUGGGAUGCCCAUACCGCUGGAUUUCAAAAACGAGCCAUGACUCUGAAAGACAACUACCGAAUUUUCAAUGCCGGAAUAUCGGCCGUCCGGGCCGGAAGCAAGGCGAUGAAGCAUGUCGAAAGCAUUCAGAAGCAAGCCGAGGAACAAUCUUCGCUCCCUGGAGGCGGCAUCGGUGGAGCUUCGCCGAUGGAUACCACUCAAGCAAAAGAGACCAUGAAGAAGUUGGAGGAUACGUUACCAACCAUACUUGAGUUGGCUUGGGCAGUCAAUGUAAGGGAUAUUGCAAAAACGUUGAAGGAUGUAUGUCACAAAUUAUUCAAUGAUACGAGUGUAGAGGUAGAGGUGAGGAUGAAGAGAGCAGAAGCCGUUAAAAUACUCGGCCGAGAAUUUUAUGCCAUUGGCAAUGCAUGUGAAUCGAUAAAACAUGUCACCGACAACGGAGACAGCGCAGAGGAGAUCAAGCUUCGUGCCGAAAUUGCCGCCAUGACCACGCUCGCGAAAGCGCAGGGGCAAGAGAUUAGCGAAGAAGAUGCGGAAUACAUGAUUCGUCAGCAAAGAAAGAUGAAAGAAACCGAACGUACAGCAGGAUCGUCUCCCCUGUGAUCAUGCGGUUCGUCGUGUACUCGUUGGUUUCGUAAGUCAAACGAAGAUUACAAUCGAAGCACUAUGUGCUGAUACAGUUAGAUUGCGACGAUGAAAUAUUGUAACACCAAUGUAAAGAUAGUGACGCAUUUC